Anopheles coustani is the source of this 2389-nucleotide messenger RNA. It is a transcript of the gene PGS1, whose product is annotated as CDP-diacylglycerol--glycerol-3-phosphate 3-phosphatidyltransferase, mitochondrial. Gene Ontology annotation, biological process: cardiolipin biosynthetic process. The record is from RefSeq and is a predicted model, not a curated record. The transcript has 4 exons. Lineage: Eukaryota; Metazoa; Arthropoda; Insecta; Diptera; Culicidae. Gene Ontology annotation, molecular function: CDP-diacylglycerol-glycerol-3-phosphate 3-phosphatidyltransferase activity. Bases 489 to 2015 code for a protein of 508 amino acids. Gene Ontology annotation, cellular component: mitochondrion.
GUCUAAGGUGGUGCUUUGGCUACGAUUUCUACAAACAAAUACGGUGCUCCGGGGACAACUAACGGCACAAUUGGCCAAGUAGGAUAAUAGAGUCGUACUAACGUGGUGUGUGCCACGGGAGCACGUAAAAGUAAACCAGCAUCACUCCUUCGUACCAUCUUCCGGAAUGGUAGCAUAGUGCCAGUGUACCAUCAUGAGCGUAAUCGAUUUUCUCCUCAGCAGAAACAGUCUUUAAACAGUGAUUUUGGGAGAGCCACAACGUGUUGAAAACACUGGUCCUCAAAAUACCCCAUGCCUUUCCCGUCUCCCAAUGCUUUCGUACAAACGAAAUCUUUGCGGUUGUUUCUGCCCGAGGACAAAGUAUUGGCACACGCAGGUACUGACGGCCAAAUCUAGCGUCCUGUAAGAGCGCUACUGAUCUGCGAGUAUUUAUCCGAUGGUGUAGCGUGCAGAAGAGUUGGCAGAUUAUUCUACAACCGAUUCUAAAAAUGAUACGACGGUUGUUCAGCACCCUCAUCACGGAUUACCCUCCGGCCGGCGAGUUUCUACCGUCGGCACCACAAUCAUCGAACAAUCGGCCCACAUCGGUGGGUGGCAGUGAGACGUCAAUUCCACCGGCCUUUCGCAGCACCAUGCUACAGUCCCUCAGCUGGUUGCACGCAAUAUCACCCUGCUUUCCCGUGUCGGGUGACCGCAUUGAGGUCAUCCAAGAGCCGGGAACGUUCUACAACACGCUGGUGGAAAAAUGUUCCGCCGCUCGGCGUCGGAUUAUGCUGGCCAGUCUAUACCUCGGGACCGGCAGCCUCGAGACACGGCUCGUUGAUGCCAUCCACGAAAACCUGCGCAACAAUGAGCAGCUGAAGGUGGACGUGCUGCUCGACUUUACGCGUGGUACGCGAGGGAUGAAAAACAGUAAAACCACCCUGAUGCCGUUGGUGGAGGAAACGGAUAACUUUCGGCUGUCGCUCUACCACACGCCGGUGCUGCGCGGAAUCACCAAGCGGUUGGCACCGCCACGGUGGAACGAACUGCUCGGCAUUCAGCACAUGAAGCUGUACCUGGUGGACGACACGGUUAUCCUGUCCGGGGCAAACCUUUCGAACGAUUACUUCACCAACCGGCAGGACCGGUACGUAAUGAUCGAGGAUCGGCGGCUGGCCGACUUCUACGCUGCCUUUCUAGGUAAGGUGCAGGAGUUCAGCCUGACGGUGGGGCGCGAUGGAGCGACACGACUCCACGACACGUGGACCAUGCUGCCGUACAAAUGUGCACAGCUGGAGUUUGCUACCGAAGCCCGCGAGCGGAUACGAUCGUACUUCCGGGGAGUCAUGGAGCAGCAGCGAACCAUCUGCCAGCGGGAAGCGGCGGAUGGUGCGGACAAUCACCCGGCGGACACGUGGAUAUUUCCCCUGAUCGAGAUGGGCCAGCUCGGUAUACAUCAUGACAGUUUGGCCACGAAACAGCUGCUGUCCGGGUGUUUGCCCGGUUCGAGACUCCGCUUGGCCACCGGGUACUUUAACCUCACGGAGACGUACAUGAAUACUCUGACGAACGAUUGCCAGGCUAGGUGCAACAUACUUAUGGCGCAUCCAAAUGCGAAUGGUUUCCUGGGAGCGAAAGGACCGGCUGGGGGCAUUCCGGCCGCAUACUCACUGCUUGCGCGCAAAUUCCUCGAGGCGCUCAAAUCCGCCGGCCAGAGCCACCGGGUGGAGCUGUACGAGUACGAGCGACCCGGCUGGACGUACCACGCCAAGGGCCUGUGGUACUAUCUUCCCGAUUCGUCGCUUCCCAGCGUGACGCUGAUCGGCUCGAGCAACUUCGGUGAACGUUCCGUCAACCGUGACCUGGAGGCGCAGAUAUGUCUGGUCACGAACAACACGCACCUGCAGCGGAAGCUCGAGGCCGAGUACGAAAAUCUGCUGCAGCACGCGACAACGGCCGAGACGGAGCUGAUCAAUCGGCCGGUACCGCGUUGGGUCCGGGCGGUGGUCGGUUUGUUUAGAAACUUUUUCUAACCGUGAUUUCGUCUUUUUUUGUUUUUUGUAAGAAAACAUUGUCCAUUAGCUUCCGCUCGGAAGAAUCGUGUAGUUAGUUGUGCGGCCGUGAAGGCCGUGGAUGAUCAAUUAGAAACAAGAACAACGGCGUUUGGGCCGCGAAAGUUAGGUAGAACAUAGAGUUCAGGGCUUUUUUUAGUCAAUUUCUCGCAAUCGCAUCACGUAAGAGCUUCGCAGAACAGUUACUCAUAGCGCCACACCGUUGUUACCGUUCCAAGUUUGAAAUCCUAUACUCUUAAGACAAGUUACCAAAGUGACAAACCCCCUCAAAGGAAUAUGUUGGUUGUUGUAACACAAUAAAGACGUUAUUUUAACAACACAAAGUAAGAUUACAG